CUGAGAAGAGGACGGGGUGGGGAAGCUCGAGGGUUCUGGGGCGCAAGAGGCUCGGCGGUAGGUAGCGAAGGCAGUUGGGGGCGGGGCGACGCGGAAGGGGUGGGGCGUGCGAAGUCCCUGAAGGCGCCCGAGGAAAGCUAGCUGUGAGGCCAGCCUCGCGCUGUGUAGCGAGCUCCCGCGACCCGCUCCGGCAGUCCCGGAGCCCCCGCCCCGCACCCGCCAUGCCCGAGCAGCUCAGCGUCGCCGAGUUCCUGGCCGUCACAGCGGAGGACCUCAGCUCCCCAGCCGGGGCUGCUGCCUUCGCCGCCAAGAUGUCCCGGUGCCGGGGGGCAGCACUGACACGGGAGGAGAGUCUGGAAGGAGACCAGGCCAUCCUGCAGAGAAUAAAGAAGGCUGUGCGGGCCAUCCACAGCUCUGGCCUUGGCCAUGUGGAGAAUGAGGAGCAGUACCGAGAGGCCGUAGAGUCCUUAGGCAAUAGCCACCUGUCCCAAAACAGUCAUGAGCUGUCCACCGGCUUCCUGAACUUGGCCGUAUUCACCCGUGAAGUGGCUGCACUCUUCAAGAACCUGGUUCAGAACCUAAACAACAUCGUCUCUUUCCCCCUGGACAGUUUGUUGAAGGGGCAGCUGAGGGAUGGGCGACAGGAUUCCAAAAAGCAGCUGGACAAGGCGUGGAAGGACUAUGAAGCCAAAAUAACCACUUUCCUCUCCAUCUCGGCUCGUGACCCCUCCUGCCUCCAACCGUCACAUGCUCUGACCCUCCUACGAAGCCCUAGCUUCCUCCAAGGCAACUUCUCAGUCUUCAGAUCCCAGCUCAAACAUCACUUCCUGAGCAGCCAGAAAAGGGCCAGGCUGGAGAAGGAGAGGGACCGGGCUAGGGUGACAGGAGGGAGCUCUGGGGAGGUGGCCCAGGACACACAGAGAGAGCGGCGGGUCUUCCAGCUGCACAUGUGUGAGUAUCUGCUCAAAGCUGGGGAGAGCCAGAUGAAGCAAGGUCCUGAUUUCCUGCAGAGCCUCAUCAAGUUCUUCCACGCGCAGCACAACUUUUUCCAAGAUGGCUGGAAGGCUGCUCAGAGCCUGUCUCCCUUCAUCGAGAAGCUGGCAGCCUCGGUACACGCCCUACGGCAAGCCCAGGAGGAAGAGCUACAGAAGCUGACCCAGCUCCGGGACUCCCUCCGAGGAACACUGCAGCUCGAGAGCAGAGAGGAACAGGAGAAUCUGAGCCGGAAGAACUCAGGAGGUGGCUACAGCAUCCACCAGCACCAAGGCAACAAGCAGUUUGGGACCGAGAAGGUGGGCUUUCUAUACAAGAAAAGUGAUGGAAUUCGAAGAGUAUGGCAGAAAAGGAAGUGUGGAGUCAAGUAUGGCUGCCUGACCAUCUCACACAGCACGAUAAACCGGCCCCCCGUGAAGCUGACCCUGCUGACAUGUCAAGUGAGGCCAAACCCUGAGGAGAAAAAGUGCUUUGACUUGGUGACCCACAACAGGACAUACCACUUCCAGGCGGAGGACGAACAUGAGUGUGAGGCGUGGGUGUCAGUGCUGCAGAACAGCAAGGAUGAAGCCUUGAGCAGCGCCUUCCUCGGGGAGCCCAGCGGCUGCCCGGGGCCCUGGGGGGGCGCCGGGCUGGACGGGGAGCCCCAGGAUAUCACCAAGCUGCUCAUCGCGGAGGUGAAGAGCAGGCCUGGGAAUGGCCAGUGCUGCGACUGCGGGGCUGCAGACCCCACGUGGCUCAGCACCAACCUGGGCGUGCUCACCUGCAUCCAGUGCUCUGGCGUCCACCGCGAGCUGGGCGUGCGCUUCUCGCGUAUGCAGUCCCUCACCUUGGACCUGCUGGGCCCCUCCGAGUUGUUGUUGGCCUUAAACAUCGGAAACACGCGCUUCAAUGAGGUCAUGGAGGCCCAGCUGCCCUCACACGGCUGUCCUAAACCCUCAGCUGAGAGUGACAUGAGCGCCCGCAGGGACUACAUCGUGGCCAAGUAUGUAGAACGUAGGUUUGCCCGGCGGUCCACGCCCGAGCCGCAGAGACUCUGGACCGCCAUUUGCAACCGGGACCUGCUGUCAGUACUGGAGGCCUUCGCCAAUGGGCAGGACUUCGGACAGCCGCUUCCAGGGCCUGAUGGCCAGGCACCUGGAGAGCUUGCCCUGCACGUGGCUGUCAGAGUCGCCAACCAGGCCUCCCUGCCUCUGGUGGAUUUCAUCAUCCAGAAUGGCGGUCACCCGGAUGCCAAGGCAGCUGAUGGGAACAGCGCUUUGCACUACGCUGCUCUCUACAACCAACCCGACUGCCUCAAGCUGCUGCUGAAGGGGAGAGCUUCCGUUGGCGCAGUGAAUGAGGCAGGAGAAACAGCUUUGGACGUAGCCAGGAAGAAGCAGCACAAGGAGUGUGAGGACCUGCUGGAGCAGGCCCAGGCUGGGGUGCUGGCCUUCCCUCUGCAUGUGGACUACUCCUGGGGAAUUGCCACAGAGCCUGGCUCUGACAGUGAGGAGGACGAGGAAGAGAAGCGCUGCCCUCUGAAGCCCCAAGCCCAGGUCCGCUGGGCCAGUGGGAGGAUGGACAUCAGCAACAAGACCUAUGAGACCAUCACCAGCUUGGGCCUAACUGCCGUUCAGAGCCAGAGUGAGGACUGCCCCCCACCACUGCCAGUCAAAAACCCUUCUCGGACCAUGGUCCAAGGCCGUGCAGGACAUGCCAGCGGAGAUCGUUCUGAAGUCCCCAGCCUGAACUCAGAGCCUCCCGAGGCCCCUGAGAGCCUGGGCAGUCCAGCCUCCUCCUCUUCCAGCCUCACAAGUCCUGUGGAAUUUGGAAGUGCCAACCAAUCCCCACCCAGCUCUGAAGAGGGCCUCUGGGAGCCCCCAGGCACCUCCCGACCCUGCCUGACAUCUGGAACCACCCCUGCGGAGAUGUAUCCCCCCGUCAGGUUCAGCUCUGAGAGCACGCGCUCCUAUCGGCGGGGGGCCCGGAGCCUGGAAGACGGUGCCUCGACUAGGCAACCUCUACCCAAAAGGAACAUGACGACUAGCCUCACUGAAGGAGAGGGCUCAAGAACUGGGGUUCUCCCAGCAAGUUCUGUGCAGCUUUUGCAAGACUAGCUCCUGCUGGCCCUUACGUGCCUGAAUCACCCCUACGCUGGACCCCAAUGUUCAGAACUAGGACUUGAGCCCACAGAACUGGGGAGCCGAGGCAUUCAUUUCCUUGGGUCUUGCUCUCUCUGUCCCCGGUGCCUCUGUGGCUGGCCUUCUUCCCUGUCAUGGGCCCAAUGUCCCUGCCAAGGACACUGGGCCCUUCCAUGUUAGGGCCGAUGGCCAUUCUCUCCCCUCUGUCUCAUUACCCCCCGGGGACCAGAGAGCCCUAUGGCUGGAUCUGAGUGACUCUGAGCUAGCUUCAGCUGCAGAACUCUCAAUCCCUCAUCACACCAGGACUGUGUUUCUUCCAUCGGUCUGGGGGCUCAACGAGAAUCGGACCAACCCACUUUCAUCAUUCUCCACAUCCAGACCAAGGAUUCUGCCAGAAUAGGGACCAUCUUCUUGACCAUUCAUUUAUCUAGUAUUCCUUUACUGAAUUCUGGCUCUAUGUCCAGACCUGUGCUAGAUGCCACAUGAAUAAGACAAGAGGUCCUGCAGAUGUGGUCCCUUGCUGGUUGGACUUAGGAAUGAGCAGGGCCGGUGGUUCUGGGCUCAGGGGCAGACUGACAAGCAGCUGGUUUAUACCGGUAUGACACGGCAGUCGUCUGCAGCCCAUAUCCAUUCUGGUUGGUCAGUGCCCAUUCUGUACUGGCUUUUAAUGAAACAUUCUGCAUAUCACUGCUUUUGAAGGACAACACAGCCUUCCC
Rhinolophus ferrumequinum (greater horseshoe bat) is the source of this 3832-nucleotide messenger RNA. RefSeq names its product ArfGAP with SH3 domain, ankyrin repeat and PH domain 3 (gene ASAP3). Lineage: Eukaryota; Metazoa; Chordata; Mammalia; Chiroptera; Rhinolophidae. Bases 222 to 3092 code for a protein of 956 amino acids. Gene Ontology annotation, molecular function: GTPase activator activity; protein binding. Gene Ontology annotation, cellular component: focal adhesion; cytoplasm. The transcript has 26 exons. The record is from RefSeq and is a predicted model, not a curated record. Gene Ontology annotation, biological process: cell migration; positive regulation of GTPase activity.